AUGCCCCAGCUCUCAUAUACACCACCACACGUGAUACAGCCGUCCCCCACCGCCACUGGAAGCCCAAACUGCCACCCCACUGCCCUCUGCCGCCCCACUGCCCUCUGCCGCCCCACUCUGCCGCCCCACUCUGCCGCCCUACUCUACCGCCCCACUCUGCCGCUCCACUCUGCUGCCCCACUCUGCCGCCCCACUCUGCCACCCCGGACCCUCUGCUGCAGAGGGCGCGGAGCUGCACCACCACCACCUUUCAACGGGGCCGAGACAGCAUCAAGCAGGGAGGGCAAGAAGGACGAGACAGCAUCAAGCAGGGAGGGCAAGAAGGACGAGACAGCAUCAAGCAGGGAGGGCAAGAAGGACGAGACAGCAUCAAGCAGGGAGGGCAAGAAGGACGAGACAGCAUCAAGCAGGGAGGGCAAGAAGGACGAGACAGCAUCAAGCAGGGAGGGCAAGAAGGACGAGACAGCAUCAAGCAGGGAGGGCAAGAAGGACGAGACAGCAUCAAGCAGGGAGGGCAAGAAGGACGAGACAGCAUCAAGCAGGGAGGGCAAGAAGGACGAGACAGCAUCAAGCAGGGAGGGCAAGAAGGACGAGACAGCAUCAAGCAGGGAGGGCAAGAAGGACGAGACAGCAUCAAGCAGGGAGGGCAAGAAGGACGAGACAGCAUCAAGCAGGGAGGGCAAGAAGGACGAGACAGCAUCAAGCAGGGAGGGCAAGAAGGACGAGACAGCAUCAAGCAGGGAGGGCAAGAAGGACGAGACAGCAUCAAGCAGGGAGGGCAAGAAGGACGAGACAGCAUCAAGCAGGGAGGGCAAGAAGGACGAGACAGCAUCAAGCAGGGAGGGCAAGAAGGACGAGACAGCAUCAAGCAGGGAGGGCAAGAAGGACGAGACAGCAUCAAGCAGGGAGGGCAAGAAGGACGAGACAGCAUCAAGCAGGGAGGGCAAGAAGGACGAGACAGCAUCAAGCAGGGAGGGCAAGAAGGACGAGACAGCAUCAAGCAGGGAGGGCAAGAAGGACGAGACAGCAUCAAGCAGGGAGGGCAAGAAGGACGAGACAGCAUCAAGCAGGGAGGGCAAGAAGGACGAGACAGCAUCAAGCAGGGAGGGCAAGAAGGACGAGACAGCAUCAAGCAGGGAGGGCAAGAAGGACGAGACAGCAUCAAGCAGGGAGGGCAAGAAGGACGAGACAGCAUCAAGCAGGGAGGGCAAGAAGGACGAGACAGCAUCAAGCAGGGAGGGCAAGAAGGACGAGACAGCAUCAAGCAGGGAGGGCAAGAAGGACGAGACAGCAUCAAGCAGGGAGGGCAAGAAGGACGAGACAGCAUCAAGCAGGGAGGGCAAGAAGGACGAGACAGCAUCAAGCAGGGAGGGCAAGAAGGACGAGACAGCAUCAAGCAGGGAGGGCAAGAAGGACGAGACAGCAUCAAGCAGGGAGGGCAAGAAGGACGAGACAGCAUCAAGCAGGGAGGGCAAGAAGGACGAGACAGCAUCAAGCAGGGAGGGCAAGAAGGACGAGACAGCAUUAAGCAGGGAGGGCAAGAAGGACGAGACAGCAUUAAGCAGGGAGGGCAAGAAGGACGAGACAGCAUCAAGCAGGGAGGGCAAGAAGGACGAGACAGCAUCAAGCAGGGAGGGCAAGAAGGACGAGACAGCAUCAAGCAGGGAGGGCAAGAAGGACGAGACAGCAUCAAGCAGGGAGGGCAAGAAGGACGAGACAGCAUCAAGCAGGGAGGGCAAGAAGGACGAGACAGCAUCAAGCAGGGAGGGCAAGAAGGACGAGACAGCAUCAAGCAGGGAGGGCAAGAAGGACGAGACAGCAUCAAGCAGGGAGGGCAAGAAGGACGAGACAGCAUCAAGCAGGGAGGGCAAGAAGGACGAGACAGCAUCAAGCAGGGAGGGCAAGAAGGACGAGACAGCAUCAAGCAGGGAGGGCAAGAAGGACGAGACAGCAUCAAGCAGGGAGGGCAAGAAGGACGAGACAGCAUCAAGCAGGGAGGGCAAGAAGGACGAGACAGCAUCAAGCAGGGAGGGCAAGAAGGACGAGACGGCGCCCCCAUGGCCCUCUCCUCUCCUCGUCAAGCACGUCUCUCUCUGGCGCGCUGCACCACCACCACUUCCCCAUGGCGCCGACACAUCCCUCCCUGGCGCGCUGCACCACCACCACUUCUCCUGGCGCCGAGUCAGCUUCAAUCAUGGAAGGCGCGGAGGGCGAAAAGUCGCCCCUAUAGCCCUCUCCUCUCCUCCUGCAGCACAUCCCUCCCUGGCGCGCUGCACCACCACCACUUCCCCCUGGCGCCGAGUCAGCUUCAAUCAUGGAAGGCGCGGAGGGCGAAAAGUCGCCCCUAUAGCCCUCUCCUCUCCUCCUCCUGCAGCACAUCCCUCCCUGGCGCGCUGCACCACCACCACUUCCCCCUGGCGCCGAGUCAGCUUCAAUCAUGGAAGGCGCGGAGGGCGAAAAGUCGCCCCUAUAGCCCUCUCCUCUCCUCCUCCUGCAGCACAUCCCUCCCUGGCGCGCUGCACCACCACCACUCCCCCUGGCGCCGAGUCAGCAUCAUGCAGGGCGGGCAAGAAGGACGGGAUGGCGCCCUGCAAGAGACGGGCCCUCUCCUCCUGCAGCACGUCCCUGAAGCGUGCGCGGUAG
Molecule: messenger RNA, 2643 nt
Organism: Closterium sp. NIES-65
Lineage: Eukaryota; Viridiplantae; Streptophyta; Zygnematophyceae; Desmidiales; Closteriaceae
Source: the annotation of a GenBank genome assembly